CGCCGCUUCAGUCGCGCGGUAGUCGCACGCGCAAGUGCGCGCACCGAUCGAUUUUAAAUCGAUUUGUUUUUAAUCGAGUAGUGUAUGUGCGUGAUAUAGUAUCGGUGACAAAGAGCCAUUGUUUUUGCAAUUUGCAACAACUGGUUGAGUGCAUUCCAGUGUGUGGUGGUUUUUUAAUUCAGUUUUUUUAUUGAUGAGUUCUUUGAUAAGUGGUAUGUGACAGUUUUAGUCGUGUUUGAUUGUGUGUUUCGACUGUGAUAGACGAAAAAUAACAUUCCAAAAUGCGUCGAAUGAAAAUGAACAUCGAUUCUGAUCUAGGAGACCUAGAAGAAAUGCUAGCUCAUGUUCAGAAUCAAUUGGAACAUGAAAUAGAUUUAGAAAAGGAAUCUAAAAUGCCAUCUUUAGUGAACAUACAAGAGUCCCCAAAAAUGGCUAAAAGGACCUCUUCAUUUAAUAGGACGGAUAGUUUUGAGUACCGAAGGAAUGCGCCAAGACCACCUCCAGCCAGAACUGAUUCUGGCAGUCGUUCCUUAAACGGUAACUUCGGUGACUACAGAAAUGGAAAUGAUGAAGAGCAAUACUCUCAACCAGAGACCAAUGGCAAGUUCAAAGGUUCCCAAACCAGUUUGAAAUCUGAUGAGGGCUCCCAAAUAUCCUUCCAGUCUUUUCGAUCGGAACCUGUGUCUAGGCAUUCGGUAAUGAGUUUGCAAGAAAAGAGAGGAUCGUAUGCUUCCUUGAAUGGAAGAUCCAGGACUGCCACCCUGCCUCGAGGAUAUGGAUCUACGAAGGAGAAGAAUUGGGAAGAGUAUUGGGCAUUCGAACAAUCAAUCAGCAGCGCCAGGGCCUCCGUGAUGGUGUACGACGACGGCCUGAAGCGGUGGGUCCCCUCAGGGUCCAGCUCUGGCCUGUCCAAGGUCCACAUCUAUCACCACACGCAACACAAUACCUUCCGAGUUGUCGGAAGGAAAUUGAAUGAUCACGAGGUGGUGAUAAACUGUGGAAUAGUUCGCGGCCUAAAGUACAACCAGGCGACGGCCACGUUCCACCAAUGGAGGGACGCGCGUCAUGUAUACGGCCUCAACUUCUCGUGCCGGGAGGACGCGGACAGCUUCGCGCGGGCCAUGAUGCAUACCUUGGAGAUCCUGGCGAACAAGCCGGCGGGCAACUCGGCGCCCCCUCCGCCGCAGCCGCCGAACCCCCCCGUGCCUUACAACGGGCACAACAACGCGCACACCUACGACGAAGACAUGGGGUAUAGAACAAUGACCCGUGAGGACGCGGCGAUAUUCCAGCAGCCGCAGUACCACGCGCCCCACAACCAGCAGCACUCGCAGUACCACGCCGCCACCAGCCAGUACCACGCGCCGCAUCAUCAUCAUCAGGUACAACAACCCCAGCAGCCGACUCCUCCCGCGCCGCCACCGCACGGAGUGCACCACACUUUGCCGCAUCAGCCGAGCCAACCCACGCCUGGUCAUCAUCGCACUAAUAGUGCACCGAUGCCUCCAAAUAUGUCUCUGUCGGCGGCGGCGACCGGAGCGCCCGCCCCUCCGCCCGUGCCGCCGCAUCAAAACCUACCCCCACCGGCUAAUGGUCCGCUAGCGCCACCGACGCCGCCCGCCGCUCCACAGCCACCACCAAUGCAGGUGCAGACCGUGGUGACUCAGGUGUCUUCUGGGCCGCCGCCGCCGCCGCCGCCUCCGAACGGCGGGGCCCCGGCUGCUCAGGGCCCCGGGGCCCCGGUGACAGCGGUGGGCCCCGUGCUGUCGGCGCCCGUGACGUCACCGCCGCCGCCGCCCCCGCCGCCCGCGCCGGCGCCUCCACCAGACGUGUCGGGAUUGGCUGCUCAGCUACAGCAGGCUAGGCUUAAGAGACAAGCUAAGCAAACGAACGGGCAGUCCCCGGCUUUACAAGCGGAGGCGGCUUCGCCCCCGGGCGGCGCGGAGCACUCGGGCUCGUCGUCGUCGUCGGGCGGCUCGCGCGCGGGCACGCUGUCGUGCAUGAUGAACGAGAUGGCGCGCACGCUCGCGCGGCGACGCGCGCAUCUCGAUAAGGCUGAGGAAUCGUCAACAGACAACUCGGUGAACUCGACGCCGAUGAAGACAUGGGAGCGAUCGGCGACGCUGCCGCACCGACUGCCCGCCGCAUGUAAUGGCAACGCUUCAAAUUCUGAAACAAUAGCACAACAGCAACCACAGUCUCCGCGCUCCGUUCGCAAAAGAUUCGGCUCGGCCAGUGAAGAGACUAUACUUAAGCAAGUGAACGGCGGCAACGAGGGUGGCUGCGUGUCAGCAGCUGAGUGGGACGCCUUCAAGCAGGAGAUGAUGCGCGAGAUGCGACACCAGCUCAACCAGAUUAAGAAGGAGAUCCUCGACGCUAUGAAAGCGGAGUUCGCGCGCAGGUAAGGUCGCAGAUCGCGCCGAGUGUAACUAGUCCCCGUCGCCGAAUGAACACAUAUUUUAUUGUCUACUAUACAUUCAGCUGUCUUAUGUACUCAGCACUGGGCAAUAUUGCUUACAACUAUACAUUCAGUGUACCCAAGACUAGGCAAUAUUGCUCACAACUAUACAUUCACCUACCUUAUGUGGUCAAUGCUGGGCAAUAUUGCUCACUACUAUACAUUCAACUAUCUUAUGUACUCAAUCCUGGGCAAUAUUGCCCACUACUAUACAUUCACUGUACCGAAGGCUGGGCAAUAUUGCUCACAACUAUACAUUCAGAUGUCUUAUGUUCUCAAUGCUGGGCAAUAUUGCUCACAACUAUACAUUCACUGUACCCAAGGCUGGGCAAUAUUGCUCACAACUAUACAUACAGGUAUCUUGUGUACUCAAUGCUGGGCAAUAUUGCUCGCUACUAUACAUUCAGAUGUCUAAUGUACUCUAUGCUGGGCAAUAUUGCUCACAACCAUACACACAGGUAUCUUGUGUGCUCAAUGCUGGGUAAUAUUGCCCGCUACUAUACAUUCAAUGUACCCAAGGCUGGGCAAUAUUGCUCACAACUAUACAUUCACCUACCUUAUGUGGUCAAUGCUGGGCAAUAUUGCUCACAACUAUACGUACAGGUUUCUUGUGUACUCAAUGCUGGGCAAUAUUGCUCGCUACUAUACAUUCUGGUAUCUUAAGUACCCAACUAUACAUGUUACUAUACAUUUAGCUAAUCUAAUGUACCCAACGCUGGGCAAUAUUGCCCACGAUGUAAUCAUUGCCCAACUACUGGGCAUUGUGCUUAUAACUUUGGAUUUUUUACAUUAUGUAUUUUAUGUUUUUUCUAGGCAAUGUUUAAAACACCGAUUUUAAUAUUGCUGUCGCUUUACUUACUUGAGUAAGACGAUGAUUUUAAGAUCUAUUUCCGUCUUUUAUAAUCCGGUGUAUAGCAAUAUUUUUUUUGGUGUUCAUGAAAAUCGGAACUAAACAGUUCUUUACUAUGAAAGGCCUAUUCGACCAUCGUGCUAAUAUAAAUAACUGUUCUACAAUCACUGUGAAAUAUGGGCUAUAUCGAUUGAAUUACUAUUCAAUUUAAAUUAAUAUUAAAAUGUUAUACAUCAAAGUAUAAUAUGCUGUAUGCACAAUAUACCGUAGUAAUUCGACUGUCGCGAUAUUGAUUCAAAACUGUCAAUUGAUGACCACAGCAGUAGAUUUUUUCUCUUGUAAGAAAAUAAUAGAUAUGGAAAGUUAUGUUUUUACACACAAAAGUUAGUGUUUUCACAAUAGCAAACCGGUAAAUAAGCAAAUGGAUUGUUUUUCCAAGUAGAGAAUAGAAUAUUGAAAGUUUUUAAUUAAUAUUGUUGACUAAAAUAUAUGACCUAUAAAUUAUGAAGACUCGCGAAAGGCCUGAUUUUUUUUGACAUUUAUACUAUUUUAAUUUACCUUUUUGACAUUCUUUUUUUAAUAUUCUUUAUGAAUUCUUAGGAACAUAAAGACUUUUUUCUUUGCUACUUAGUUAUAAAUCUAUUUAUGGGGGAAAAUUAAAAAUAAAAUAUAUGUUCAUCAAUGUAGGCGCGGUUUUAUGUGAUCAAAUGACGUAUUACGUAAUUUAGGGAUGCCCGCAUAGGGUCAGUGUGGACAUGUUGAAAAAACAACGAUAACGUGGCAACACCAUAUUCAAUGUUGCCAGUUAUAAAUCGGUCUAUGUAAAAAACAAUCGAGUUGAUAUCGAUUCGUAAUGAACGCACGAAUAAAACGAAACGUAAAGUUGUGUUUUUUUAAUUUUAUACUUAAAUAAAAUAUUUAUUCGGAUACGUAUUAUGUACGUAGUGAUAAGGUAUUGAAUGUAUUGCAAGUCAUGUUUUGAAUUUUACUUUUUGGAAGAAAAGCUUGAAAAAGUAAUCAAAAACUAAAUAAAUAUAUUGUACAAUGAAAACUAUCAGAAGUACAGUGAUUCGUCAAUUUUGUUACUAACAUGACAAUGUUACAUUCUAUUAACAUUUUAAGUCAUUUUGAAAAAAUCCAAAAUAAAAUUCAAAACGUAUGCAGUUUUUAAAUAAAAUAUAAAAAUAUAUAAUUGUAAUAUCCAUUUAGCGUCAAGUUAAUUAGUAUUAUGCUAUAUUUAUUGUCUCAUAAGCGUUCGAACACGCGAUGUUUAGAUUAGGACAUAUAUACAUACUACGCUAUAUAUAAACUAUAUAAUAAAUGUAACUACAACUGAAUUAGGUAAUGAGCAGUCAAAGAAAUCGACUAAUAAUCGUUUACAUAUAAUCGACUAAUUUAUUUUUAUAGAUAAGUACAUCACUAGAGUAAUUUUAAAAAUAACGUGGAUUUCUUUCUCGUGUAUCUAUGAUUUAUAUAUUGCUUAGUUUUUUUAUAUAUAAUAUAACGCAAAUAAUGUUGUUCAAAGCAAUUUACUUAUUCGAACAACAAUAAAAUUUGAAAAUUAACCUAGUCUCUAGAAAACUGACAAUCGGGCUGCGCCCAUUCCAUUUACUAAGAAAACAAAACUAAACUCCAGACAUAUAAAUUUGUAAUAAACAACAAUAUUAGUAAAAAACACAUUUGCUGACAUUUCCUUAAAGAAGACAAAAAGUUGCUAAUCUUACUUUAAAAAAAAAAUAGAAAUAGUAUUUCUGUAAAUAAAUAAUUAUAUACUAAUCUUGUGACAUUCAUAGAAAUUUCAAUUUAUACAUAAUGUACUUUUAACUGACAGUUAAAACAAUGGUUCAAUGAAUAACCCACAAUAUUCAUUAAAAAAAACAAUUGCGUGUAACUGAAUCUUUAAAAAUAACUGUUCAUUACCUAACCUUAAACCCGUGUUGUUAUACUUUAACAGUAGUUUUCCGGGACACCCUUAACUCUCCAUUAGAACGUCUUCCAUAAAAAUGUAGGUUUUUAAUCCCAUACUCAUAUUUUUGUAGUGGCAACACUAAACGCUUCCAGAUUUUAUCUACCAGUUCACUUUGCCUUUAAAUUUGACGGCUGGCAACAUUAGCUAAUUGACACGGAAAAUAACCUAACAACAUUAAUAUGCUUUAUUUCGCUCGUGCUUUACGCUAACUUCACUUCUUUAAUUUUAAUACGAAACUUCACUUAUUGAAUACAAAAACAUAGUCCAAUCUUUUUUAUAUUUUUAUGUUGCCUUUAAAACGACUGGUUUAAUGCCUAAUGGCUUCCAUUUUUGCUACAUAUAUACACCUUUUAAAACUUUUCUACAAAGACAUUCCUAAAGACAGUAUGAAAAUCGUUUUUCCAUUUAUUUUUUUUUAACUUAAGCUUCGACUGAUCUAUUUUCAUUCCAAAAACUGAAAGACAGGAUUUAUAACGCCGAAAUUCUACCACGUAUGUUUUUUUUAUUAUACUUGUCAUUUUUUCAAGAAGAUCAAACCCAGAGUAAGUAUCUACCGGGGCCGAGGAAUUCUUCAAGAAUUACCGCGGCCCUGGUACAAAAAGGGCUCAAGAAGGAACAUGGUGGGUUUUAGUCAGUAAGAGUCUGACACUCCCUCACGCUGCUAACCCACAGUGGGACAUUAGACGACAUCCCAUCUUCAAAAAAAAAAAAUGGCGAACAUUUUGUUUAUAACUCCAAAUAGCAAUUCCUUAUUACAUUUUCAUUGUCAUAUCUCAUCGUCAUCAGCACUUUAUUCCAGGCACUGGCUCCAAUAUUCCAAGCCAAUGUUGGCCCAAUAGUUGAUACGGUCGACUCGAAUAUUUUCGACGAUCUCAGACUAAGGGCUUGUUUGGCCAACAUUUGGAGCCAAGUACGUGGAGCAAGGUUCUUUCAUCAUUUUCAUAUGUGUUAAGUUUUGAGGCUAGUAGGCUGCGGCUCUACUGAGGCGGAGACGAGGGGAGCGGAGAGGAGACGUGUGGGGAUCGACCAAUCACAUUACAUGAAAUCCAAAUCUCGUAUUUUUCAUGUAAUACACAUCUUCUCUCCGCUCCACUCGUCUCCUCCUCAAUGGAGCCGCACCUUUAGGGUUGUCAGCUUCUAGCUUCAAAGUAGUAGUAGAGCCCUUGUGCAAGGCUCGCCCGGGGAAGUACUACCACCACAUCUAUUUCUUCCUCCCAUGAGGUUGAAGGGUGUGGGUGCCGGCUUUAUAUCACGCACACGAGACAUACCAUCUUUUGUCUCCAAGGUGGACAACAUCAGCCAACAUCAUGAUGUUCCCGUCUAUCAUUGUCAUCUGUCACCAGAUAGACGUCAAAUCCUGCCGUGCUACCAACAUAACGGCUUCUUUACACUGUGAUAAUAGUUAGUAUUAUCAUUUCAAAGUCCAUCUCCGUCAUAAGAGCUCAAGCACAAUAAUAAUCAUCAUUUUUAUAGUAGAAUCAUCAUCAUUUUUAGAAUAGAAUCAUCAUCAUUAUUAGAAUAGAAUCAUCAUCAUUAUUAGAAUAGAAUCAUCAUCAUUAUUAGAAUAGAAUCAUCAUCAUUUUUAGAAUAGAAUCAUACUCAUUAUACAUCAUAAUUUUAGAGUAGUAUCAUAACCAUAUCACACGAGCUUUUGCCCAACUAUGUUGUGGUUGGUUUCCAGUCUAAUCGGAUGCAGCUGGGUACUAUAGCGACAGUCUAUCUAGUCCACUCAAUACAGGCACCCGAGCAACCCGAUUUGGCUGGUUGCCGUCUAAUCACAGGAAUACCAUCAAACAGGCACAGGUGAUUUGGUUUAGAUAUCAAAAUAGCAGUCGCACAGUCAUUCACUAGAAGUAGAAUCGCCAUUUUCAUCGACAGAAGGUCUUCACUAGGAUUCGUUUUUGCUUUUCAAGAACUGGUAGAGGAAUAAUUGGCGAAUCUUUCGGACGUGGGACUACUGAGCUGGCUCAAACUGAAAUGCGUAAGGCAUCCUCACCUGAGAUGCUUCGACCAUUUCAUGAGCUCGGUUCUCACGUUAUUUAACAAUUAUGUUCUGACAGUCAUAAUCCAUGAAGGGUCUGGAUUUAGCCUCGGGACAUAAUUUUCUAAAUUUCCGUCCGCUGGCUUGUCCUUCAAGCUCCAGCAUCCAGCAGAACAUCGCUGCUGAUUGCAAUAUAUUCCCCAGUUCACAAGCACUUGGGUGGUAUUAUCACCCCACCCGUCCGUGGGGGGACGGAACAGAAUACACUCUCCCCCCCGCCACCGGGAAAGCGAAUCGUAAGAGGCGAUGAACCCGGCCUAGGUGGUAGGAGCUUGGACGAGCUACUUUGCGCAAAGCACCGCGCCCAAGCCCCGACUGGGUAGACACCACCCUCUUACUUAAGUCUGUGGACCUUGUUCACUGAAAGUAAGAGAACGGACUGCCUCGAUUACGUUGAACGGUGUUUGUUUUGUUGGACGACCUUUGUCAGCGCAGCGGGGCUUUCUCAGCGUAGCUCCGCCAAGUUGUAGAGGUGUUAGACAAACACCGUUCAUGUCUUCGAGGAUCGUGACCGUUACCAGAUCAUUUUUUUUACCAUCACCCGUUUCUAGGCUAGGCUUUGAUCCGUUUGAAUUACUUUGCUGAUUAGCAGUUUUCUGUGUCCUUCGGUCAAACCCUAUGCCGUUAGGGCUUUUGUGUUUCAUUUAUUUGGCUAAAGGACUGGUGUCAUACAGUCUAUACUGGUCUUUUGGCGAACCCCGGCAGGCCAUCCGGCUGACGUCGCCACGUCUGAUGGCGUCUAACAUUAGCCGGCUGGCUUGUGCAGUCUCGUGGGCCUCCGCCCUCCGGCGGUGGGACGACCCGACCCUCGACCCAGCACGGGGCCCAAGAGACGUGGGCAACAUUUUAGUUUGGCAUCAUUAGGCUAAGAAAAAGGCAUCAACACAAGGCAUCCACUAAAGGCAUCUCGGAGGCAUCAUCAGUAGACCCACUCAGUAACGAUUUCUUGCACGCGCCUAGGCUCCUGCAAAUCGGUACUGCGUUGCUGUAGAAUGUUCCUCUGUAUAUAUUUCCCGUAGAUGUGUCGAUGGCGACGUUAUCCAGUUCCCACUUUCCUUGGUAGCGUCGCCUCCACACUUAGGUCCCCUGUCUGCGCGAGGCUUGCAUACGAGCGGGCUAGCCGCUCUCGCGUCCUCGCAGUGUCUCUGUGGCACACACUCUGGGUUUGAUCUUCUUUUAUUUCUAUCCGGUCAUUAUACUAUCAAUAAGUUUGAUAUAUAUUCAGUUUCCAAAUAACACGCGACCCUUUCUGUGAAAGCGGUCGACUGGUCAUUUAAUAUUGCGUUAUUUAUGUAAAUUUCCACCAUACUUAAGUUCUCUUUCCGACUCUUGGGAUAAUUUAAGACCUCAGGGUGUCCUUUGUUUUAAAUUUCAAGUUAUCGUGCUGUAGAGGGAUUUCAAAGGACAUAAAUGCACUCAAGCAAGUCCUCGUCGCAAUUGCAUUAUCAUUUCCGUACGUGAAUAAUUUUGAUGUUGGCAAUAUUUUAGAUUAUCGGUAUUACUAUACUUGGGCAUUGUACCCGUGUCCAUAACUGUAAGUUAUCAUCUAACCAUCUAGUAUUACGAUAAUCUUAUAAAGUCACAGUUUAUUGGCGAAAACAGUGUGCCAAUUCUUCUAAGCUGAUACUUAAUGAAAACUGCGUGCCACCGUAAUAAUACGCUUUUAGAAAUAUUGAUACACUGUUUAACUAAACUGUGACAUUGACGCACUUUAUUAUUACACGUUAAUAUGACGGCAUUUGUGCUAACUAGGCAAUGGCGACGUAUUAUCCUGUAAAAUUAAAACUGCUUCCAAAUGUCGUUUUAUGAGUUUCAUAAUUUUUCGCAGAGCCACUUGAAAGUCCAAAAAGUAAUAUUCAGUUUAUGGUAUUAUCAGUCAACCAAGCUAAGAUAGAUUCCUAAAGAUAAAAAAAUGUUUUAAGACAAUGCGAGGCUUAGCCGAGUCUACCAAAUACAUAUGGUCUUACUGUAAAAAAGUGAAACGGGCAUACGUCAUGUGUUUAAAAAAAAAUUGUAUGGGAAAAUUUUCUUGAACAAUGGCCAACGCUUGUCUCACUUUUUUUGUAGCAAGACCAAUAGUUUUUGGGAACCAAUCUAAGCUUUAAUAAGUGGUAAUACUGACUAAUGUUGCCAUAUACAGCAAUAAUGCUUUGGGACACCAAAUGGAGAUGAGUAAAAUUUGUAGCUCAUAAAACGGCAAGAAAUGUUGCCAACUUUCACCCCCUAUGUCCUCAUUGAUUUAAAUUAAAAUUUUCCAUCUCUCCUAUCCAUUUGAUUUGAUGACUUUGUUAGGUGUGCAAAAAAUAAAAACUUGAAAUUUUUAUCUUUUGACAUUUGAUAGAGUUGAUCAAAUUAAAUGGCUGAAGAUUUUAGCCAAGUUACUACUGUUAUUGAGGAUUUCUCACCUAUCUACAUUUUGUAGUAAUGUGUAUUAAAACAUGCUUUUGAAGCACCAAAACUCUCAAAAACAGUAGGUAGUGGCUCAUGCAUACCGUUUGACAUUUACAAAAUUGACAGUUGACAGAAAAUGUCGUCUUUUUUAUUCUGUGCCCACAAUCGGCCUAUUUUUAAGAAACUAUUCGCACUUGACAACACUACACUUACUAUUAUAACGGACAGACAGUUUUUGAAUGUUUACGUAGGUAUAAAAUCCUCUUUUGGGAUUUCUUAUUCAAUAAGAAAGUUCGCUUUUGCGUACACGCAGUCGCCACACAGGAACCUGAGAAAAUACAUGUAUAAAGAACCCCCUUUUAAUAAAUAGUAGAUAAAUAACUUAUGUAAAAAGUCUCUUCACGUUAACAUUCGAGAUUAUGACUAUAUCCAACCUCCAUACAUAGAUAUGAGUGAAAAAAACACAGCUCAAAUCAUGUACCUUUUUGAAAAUUCCACUCCUUUUAGUUAACGACUGAAAAAGCAUUUAUAAUCGAGAAAUAUAUAAUUUAAUUUUUGUCGCUGAAAAUAUAAUGAUACCCUAUAUAGAACGUACAUAAAAAAUUGUAGUGAUAUAUUAUUGUAUAAGUAAGGCUAAGUAUUAAAAUGUUAAAAACUAAACUAACCAAAUUUUAGUUGGUUUACUAAUUUAAUUAUAUUAUUGGUCUCAGUUAUGUCAAAGAUAGAAAAGAAUGUAUGCCAUGAAGCGAGAAAUGCUGAAAUGUUGAUUAGUGCGUUGACUCUAUAUAAUUUUGUUAUUAUUUCAGAGUACUCGCGGUUAUUUGAAAUAUGUAACAGUUCUGUAAGGACUGCCGAGGUUUUAGUCGAUUUUCUCAUUUAUAAUAUAUAAAUGAAGUGCCACAAAUAUGUAAUUCCGUAGUCUAAUUGAUCACAAACAUAUGAUCACUUACUAUUGAUGAAAAAAUUGAAAUACGAAUACUAGUGAUGGACUAAAUGCUAGAAAAUCGACUAAAUAGACAAUUAUCCAGUAUUUUUGUUUAUAACGACUUAAAUUCAUAUUUUUGUUAGUAUUUUUUGUGGUGCAUUAAUAAAUGUAAGAUGAUUAAUGUAAGGUGUGAAAAAUAAUCUAGAGAAUGCUACAUAUCAAUGAUGACAACAUUGUAAUCAAUAUUGCCAUAUAAUAAAAAAUAAAUUAAUGGAUUUGUGGGUUUAAAUUGUGCCCAAAGAUCUCCUUUACCUUUUUUCUAAAUCAAAAUUAGUUUGCAAUCUAAAUAAAUGAACACUCUUUGACUGAAUAGGUUUACUUUCACUAAGGUAUUGCGAAAGAGAAAAAAAGACAUGAUUAGAUAAAGGCCUAGGCACCGUAGUUUGGUGAAAAUACUAUAAGAAAAGAGGUUUUUUCAACAAUCAGUUUGUUAUUCUCGAGGUAUAUUUUUCACACUUUGCACGAUGUAUAUUGAAUGGAAGUUUUGUGUAAUUUAUUACGAGACAAUCUCUCAUGUAUCGUAUAUAUUGUCGCUAGGGUAGGUUACCAUAACGUGUUGUAAUGUAUCUAUGUGUAAUUCCAAGUCACAUUGUGUAAAUAGAAUUUUUGGUAACGAAUUAUAUUUUUUUGUGAUCGUA
This is a messenger RNA of Helicoverpa armigera (cotton bollworm), 11332 nucleotides long. RefSeq names its product protein enabled (gene ena). The coding region runs from base 282 to 2405 and encodes 707 amino acids. The transcript has 15 exons. Lineage: Eukaryota; Metazoa; Arthropoda; Insecta; Lepidoptera; Noctuidae. The record is from RefSeq and is a predicted model, not a curated record. Gene Ontology annotation, molecular function: SH3 domain binding.